Molecule: messenger RNA, 1341 nt
Organism: Cynara cardunculus var. scolymus (artichoke)
Lineage: Eukaryota; Viridiplantae; Streptophyta; Magnoliopsida; Asterales; Asteraceae
Product: 1-aminocyclopropane-1-carboxylate oxidase homolog
Exons: 3
Coding region: 77-1153 (358 amino acids)
Source: RefSeq, a predicted model, not a curated record
UUCCAGGUGACAAGUUCAUCAAUUUCCUGCCGGAUCCAAAGUUCCGGCCGUCGCAAGCUACUAUCACCGGUGAUCAAUGACCAUCAACGGAGAUGAUUUUGACCGGAAAAGUGAACUUAAGGCGUUUGACGACACGAAAGGUGGAGUCAAAGGCCUGGUAGACUCCGGAAUCACCGAAGUACCUCGGAUUUUCAUUCAACCACCUGAAGUUUUCCCACAAGCCAAUAACACUGAUUUCGAUCUACCGAUUAUAAACCUCCAUGGAUUCAUCUCGGAUCCAGUUCGAAGAAAGGAGAUUGUGAAGGAAGUCGGUGAAGCAUCCAGGACAUGGGGGUUCUUCCAAGUGAUCAACCAUGGGAUUCCGGUGAGUGUUAUGAGAGAGAUGAAGGAUGGAGUACUUAGAUUUUUCAAUCAGGAUCACGAUCUGAAAAAAGAAUGGUACGUUACGGAUAUCACUAAGAAAUUCUUCUAUAACAGCAACGUUAAUCUUUCGUGCACACUACCUGUUCGAUGGAGAGACUCGUUUCUUUGCAGGAUGGCUCCUGAUCCUCCAAAUCUUCACGAAUUGCCUCCACCAUUCAGAGAUAUACUGAUCGAGUAUUCGGAUCAAGUGACCGAAUUAGGGUUUUUGUUGUUCAAGUUGAUUUCCGAGGCUCUUGGGCUUGAUUCUAAUUACCUCAAAGAGAUUGGCUGUGCUGAUGGACUCGCCACCAUCUGCCAUUAUUAUCCGGUAUCUCCACAACCAGAACUAACGAUCGGAGCUCAAAAGCAUGCCGACAAUGGCUUCCUAACCGUUCUCCUACAAGACCAUAUCGGCGGACUCCAGUUUCUUCACCGGAAUCAAUGGCUUAACGUUCCAUUUGUUCCCGGAGCUCUUCUGGUCAAUAUCGGCGAUCUUUUACAGCUGGUAUCCAACGACGAGUUUGUGAGCAGAGAACACAGAGUGGUGUCGAAUGGUGUUAGUCCACGGGUAUCGGUGGCAUGUUUCUUUACGACGGGGAUGGUUUCCACCGGCAAGAUUUUUGCACCGAUCACGGAGCUGCUAUCGGAAGAAAAUCCGGCCAAGUACCGGGCCACCACGGUGGCGGAAUUUGCUCAAUACUCGCAUUCUAAGGCCCUCGAUAAAUCUUGUAUGUUGCAUUUCAGGAUCUAGACUAGAAGUUAAUUUCAUAAAGCCCUUUGGGAAAUUUUAGUUUAUUCGAGUAAAUAUGGUUAUUCAAAGAGCUGCUGAAGUCUAAAGUCUUAUUUCAUUUCUGAUUGAUAAGAGGUGGUCUUGAAGUUUGUUUGCUUUUAUAAACUGAUAAAUGUCUGAAUUUGUUUAAAUUGUCUAUCUUACUUAUU